GGGCAGACCCGCUCUUAUCAGUCGAUAGACAUUCCAUGAUUGACGCCCAUCCGCCGCACCCAAAAGCUUGGCAUUUCGACGUCAGUCCCGUUCACCCUCACAAGUCUCACCAAUAUUUUGCACCUUAUGACAAUCCUCAGAUAUGGACAACCCCCACCCAGAAAGAACCAUGUCCACCCGCGACUCCUACUCCCACUCACGCUCCCACCGAGAUCGCACCCACUCCCACACCCGCUCUCGCACACGCUCACGCUCUCCCAAUCGCGAUCCUACCUCUAGAUCGGACAGACACCGCAGCAGCAGACAUCACCACCACCACCGCCAUCACCAUCACCGACACGACCGCCACCGCGACCAUGAUCGUGAUCGCCACCGCCGUGAUCGCCAUACCUCCCGCUCAAAAGAUCAAGCAGAACUGGCACCAGCAGCCCCCAUAGUCCUUCCCUUCAACUCGCGCGAACUCACCAAAUAUGACCUGGAGCACUACGCCCCUAUGUUCGAUAUGUACCUGGACAUUCAGAAGGGGAUAAUUAUGGAUGAUUUGCCGGAGGAUGAGGUGAAAGGGAGGUGGAAGAGCUUUAUGAGGAAAUGGAACCGCGGGGAGUUAGCAGAGGGGUGGUAUGACCCUGCUACGUUAGAAAAGGCGAGAACGAAUAUUGCGCAAAUGCAGGCGCAGACGAGUACGAAUACUGGUUAUCGGGGCGAAUCGCAACAGAAUGAGCGAGGGGAUGAGACUCGAGAUAGGGAUGUUGAAGGGGAGGAAGAUGAGGACGACGAUGAAUACGGCCCGGUGCUUCCUUCUACAUCUGGGCGUGGUGGAGGACCGUCCUCGGGCCCUACGAUACCUACGAUGCAGGAUUUGGAGUUGCGGAAGGAACUAGCAGCCGAAGACGCAAUUGCGGCACGUCAGGACUCGCGCGCCCAAUAUCGCAGCGAACUGCGCUCACACAAGUCCGAGGUCAAAUACUUGCAGGAGGAGGUAGCGCCGCGCGCGGAACCGGGGACUCAUGAACGACGCAUGGAGAAGCGACAGGAGGCUGCGGCGAGUAAUCGCGCCUUUGCGGAGGCGAAGCGUGGGGGAUCUCCGGAGGCAGCGCCGGAGGAGGAGUUGAUGGGGUCUGGAGAGAAUGAUCUGGAUUCGUUGAAGAAGGCGAAGGAGAGGGAGCAGCGGAAGAAGAAUGAGCGGGAGAUUCGAAGGGAGGAAUUACUCCGGGCACGGGCGGCGGAGCGUGAGGAGAGAUUGCAACAAUAUAGACAGAAGGAGGAGGAGACGAUUGGGUGGUUGAAGACGUUGGCUAAGCAGAGGUUUGGAUAAUUCUUCUGUUGGUCUAUAUACUAUUAGUGUUAUGAUCGGGCAUUGGCUGUAGACGGGACGUCAAUGGAAUAUAGCCCUUAUCCCU
Messenger RNA from Aspergillus piperis CBS 112811, 1400 nucleotides. RefSeq lists its product as uncharacterized. The coding region runs from base 143 to 1315 and encodes 390 amino acids. Lineage: Eukaryota; Fungi; Ascomycota; Eurotiomycetes; Eurotiales; Aspergillaceae. The transcript is spliced from 3 exons. The record is from RefSeq and is a predicted model, not a curated record.